Molecule: messenger RNA, 7067 nt
Organism: Ictalurus furcatus (blue catfish)
Lineage: Eukaryota; Metazoa; Chordata; Actinopteri; Siluriformes; Ictaluridae
Gene: csrnp1b
Product: cysteine-serine-rich nuclear protein 1b
Biological process (GO): regulation of transcription by RNA polymerase II
Cellular component (GO): nucleus
Molecular function (GO): DNA-binding transcription factor activity, RNA polymerase II-specific; sequence-specific DNA binding
Source: RefSeq, a predicted model, not a curated record
CUGAUUUCUCCUUCAUAUUCUCGUUGUUAUUAAUACUAAUACUAAUAAUAAUAAUAAUAAUAAUAAUAAUAAUAAUGAUAAUAUUGUUGUUGUUAAACGUCGCGAUCGUGUCGUGGGUCUAAUCACCAGUCUAAUCAGCAGUCUCGCGCGGCUUGUAGCUGAAGGAAAGCCAAAUAGUUUUGAAUGUUCCCUUCCGUCACUGCAACAGGGGAAAGAUCCACUGAGGUCAUCAUUUUUUUUAAUGUGUGUGUGUGUGUGUGUGUGUGUGUGUGAGAGAGAGAGAGAGAGAGAGUCGGACAAAUUGACUGUGGAGCUUUCAUUAAAUCCUAGAUGUUGUUAAGAGGUCAUGUUCUUGUAGAUAAAUGGGCUACAACUCAGCUUAUUUAUUUAUUUAUUACUCGUAAACGCGACUGGUAUAGCUUAAACAUUGGGGCUGGUUGUUUAUAAAUAGCCCAGUAGGCUACCUUCAGCCUAAUAGCUAGUAUUUCGUUAAAUAAAUAAAUAAAUAAAUAAAUAAAUAAAGCGCAUGUGUUAACCUGAUGGAGUUUUUGUUAGUAAUGGAGCUACUCGGAAUGGAUAUGGAGAUGUUGUGGAGAUACAUUCUGCUUUGCUCCUGCAGGUAGUGAGUUGAGCUCAGUAAUGUGUUACUCAGAUCAGUCUCUUGAUGACUUGGUGUUAAUUGUCAUUAGCAUUAAACAACAGGGAUGAUUGGGGUCAGUGCGCGCGCGCGCGUGAGUGAGUGAGUGAGUGAGUGUGUGUGUGUGUGUGUGUGUGUGUGUGUGUGUGAGAGAGAGAGAGAGAGAGCGAGAGAGCGAGCGGUUGGUGUAAGCUACGGCGUGAUUGAAUCGAAUAGCUCUCGGUUUCAUUUCAGUGGCUUCCCAGGAUGCCCCUCAGUCUCACCGGUUAAGACUGUGAUCCACACCGGCACUGCAAUCAUGGAAAUGAAGCUGCUUUAAAUCUUGAACCAACGGCGGAAAACUUUCACUUUUGAAUCAGCGUGAAAUCCUGGAAGGAGGGAGAAGGAAAGAAAACCGAUCCUGUAACUGAGAGUAAAUGUUGCUGUGGGGAUGGUGUUGAAAAGCCUGGUGAAGAUGAUGUUUGUUUGGUGGUGAUUCUUGGUGAUUUGGCGCUUGUUUCCAUUGUGCGAGUGUGAAUUCCUGUUGAACUGAGUGCAAUGGUGUGAUGCCGCUGUCUCUAGCGCGACCUCACUCGGACUGGUGGAGGGAAUCAUGUUCCCACUGAUGAGAAGCGCCUGAGCCUUUUGUUUAGAUUCUGUGCCUGGAGGCAAAUACACUUUUAUAAAUAAAUAGUAUUUUUGUGCAGCUUUGUAUGCCUACAGGAUGCACAACGUGUUUGCUUUUCUUUUCCUUUUUUAACUCCCAUGACAUCUGAUUUAUUGUGCUAUGCAAAAUGAAUGAACUAAUAGUCUAGCAUUGUAUUGUUGAGUCUGUUUGCUUCUUGGUGAAGUCGGUGAUCUGAGAGCACUUUCGCUCCAAGAUCCAAGAUUUUGUUGAUAUUACUCAGCAAUGGGUGUUGCUCUGUUUCACAUCCCGACAUGAUGUUCGGAUGCAAUACAUGCCAUCGUUUCGAGAUCCUGCUGGAAGCUCAUCUGGUAGCUACUGUACAAACAACUGUACCUCUUUAGACAAGUUGUUCUGAGAGAUGGAAGGUGGUGGGGGAGAGUGUCGUCGCUAAAGUGGUGUAACCCAUGGGGUCCCAUGUGUUUUGUCAGUUUCAAGUCCUGGUUUGUGAUGUACUGGAUAGAAAGUGUCCCAGACCGUGGUUGACGCACGAGUCCGGCCCCUCACUCACUCACUCGCCCUCCCUUCCUUCCUUCCUUCCUUCCUUCCUUCCUUCCACCAAGCUGACCCGGUCCCUGAGGAGGUUCUUAGCAGUACUCUAGAAAGAUGCUACCUGUUCUUUAGGAGUCUCUUUAAAUCGAAUGAGUCUAGGGAUUAUAACAACGUCCAUACGGAAGACCUCGCGAUGCGCCUGCACUUUCCUAACUUUGCAUUUCAGAUAUCGAUGCAAAUUGUUCUGUCACCAACGAAGAUUAGGUAGCUUAAUGCUCCCCAGGUAGAAUUUUAUUAAACACCUUGUUCCUGCGUCGACCCGUUUGUUUACCCGAGCUCGUAAAAACCUAGGCGUCUGAUCUUCGGCACUCGAUUAAGCUGUUGAACUUCUCAAUUUGCUUCUCUUAAUUGAGCUGAAUGUCUGCGGUGUCCCUGUUCUAAGCGUUCCUGACAUGCUGUACGUCUGUGUUUCUUAAUUAGCCCUAAGUGACAUGCACGCGUGUGGGGAAAAACGCGUACAAGUUUCAAACGUCGGCGGGAACUCCAGUGGCAAGUACGUCUGUGACAUAAUCUCCUAAAUGGUUCUGUGGAAUGCCUCUGAACCUCAUGAGGUCGAUCGUAGGGUGUUUUUCCAAAGCCGGAUUUUUGUCCUAGGCGUAGUCUCUGUCUCUGUAGCGAGAUCGUCGGCACAUCUGGGUUCGAUAGCACGGCCGUGCUCUGUAAAACGCGUCGCCCUGCCAGAGAAGAAUUCCUGUGGCUGGAGCCAUGGCUUUAUUUAUUUGUUUAACGUCCUCCUUCCCCUCCAUCUCCCUCCCUCCCUCAUGAGUGUACAGGUUACUAUUUGGAAUGGCUGUGUACUGUGUACCACAGGAACAGAAUGUCUCUGGCAUAGCAGAGUGUUCGGUGUUCUGCCUGACUGACUGGAAGCGCUCCUCAGACGGCGUCAGUUCUCGUGGCCGCACCAGCAGGUGGAGUGAUUCUCUUCUUGUCUGAAGGUGGCUGCUUAUAUUACGGGCUUGCGUUUCCAGGAACAUUCACACCUGUGAUUAAGUAUGUCAAUAUCAGCGCUGUGUGCGUCAACAUGCCCCGAGAUCAUCAGCGAUCUACGAAUGCAGAUCAGCACUUUAGCGCCAUGAGUGGGCUUCUCAAGAGGAAGUUUGAGGAGGUGGAGGAGGACCCGUGCUACUCUUCAUCCUCUCCCUCGUCUCUCUCCUCCUCUGCCUACUCCGGCUGGGACUCGGAUGGCGAGAGCUGCUACUCGGACACCCUGGACUCCACACCCAGUAACCCGAGCUCACCGGCAGCGUCAUUCAGCACCACCUCCAUCCUCAAAAAGACCAAAAGACCACGGCGGGGCAAUGUGCAGUUCGAUCAGGUGACCGUCUUCUUCUUCCCCGGUGCCAGGGUUUCACCAGCGUACCUAGCAGAGGCGGCUGCACGCUGGGCAUGUUGCAGAGGCACAGCGCACAGCGCCGCUACACGCUCUGAGUUUGCGAUGGAACAGCGCCACCUACGGCGUGAGAAGAUCAAGAACAGAAUGAAAGAAGAGAAGCUGGAGGCUCUGAAACAGAAGCUUACUAAGAACGGUACCCAAGAAUCCGAAGAGGCAGACCAGCUGACUGUGGACGACAUCCCAGAGGAAGAGAUCGAUCUCAGCGGCGUGAACCUUGACAGUGGGUCAUUCCUCCACCCUUACCCAUCCAAGAGGCGGCAUGCCAUCCUGAAAGAGGCCGGAGUGAAGAAGAUUGACAAGGAGGAGAAGAGGCAGCUGCAUGAGCUGCGCAUGUCACGGGAGGACUGUGGCUGCGACUGCCAGGGCUUCUGCGAGCCUGAAACCUGCAGCUGCAGUUUGGCUGGCAUCAAGUGUCAGAUGGACCACUCGUCCUUCCCUUGUGGCUGCACCAAGGACGGCUGUGGGAAUACAGAGGGCCGCAUCGAGUUUAACCCCAGUCGUGUUCAGACCCACUACAUUCACACCAUCAUGAAGCUGGAGCUAGAAAAGCGUCUAGAGGAGCAUGCUUCUGAAAAUGACGCCACGUCAGACGAGCAGCCCGAGAUGAGCUCCCGAGCCCUCUGUCCAGCAGAGGGCAGCGUUGAGCCUAACAGCUCAAGCUUUCAUUUCAACUCCGAAUUAGCAGCUGCUGGAGAGAACAGCUGUAGUAGUGACAUGACGGACUCUUCUAGUUCUUCGGGUCAGAGCGAGGACUCGGAAGCAACUGACGCACCUCGGAGCGAACAGUCGUCUCUCGACGUGGACGAGAAUGGACUCGCGCAGAUCCUGAGCUUCAGCGACACGGAUAACGACGAAUGCUCUUUACACUGCAGGGACGCCAGCUGCAGUCAACAGCAGAGAAGGACCGAGACGUCAUCUGUAGGAUAUGGCAUCUUCAGCACUGUGGACAACGUAGACAGUGAUGAUAACGCGUGCACACCACAAACCGAUCGUACAGCCCGAGCUGCGGCUGUGUCCGAGCUCUCGGACGAAAACGCGAAUCAAGACGACACUCUCUUUCACAGCGAAUCGGUUCCGAACACCCCGUCUCCUACCAUCGAUAAUUACAUGGACCUGAGCCUCUCCUCGGAGUCCGACUUGGAGUUCUUCGACGGCUUUCCCUGUCUAGGACCCAGCUCGCUGUACAACUCUCUCAAGGAGUAUGAACAUUUGGACAACUUUUUUCAGUUUCAAUUGCCUGCCCACCCCAGCUUCCCACAAGUCAAUGACCAAGGCACCGGUCUCUUGGAGUCGCUCAUCGGUUUGUCAGAAUCUGUCCCAGAACCACCUGCUACUACGUUCACAGACAAUCAGAUGCUGGAAGAAGCCAUGAAGUUGUCCGUGAUGGAGUAUGUAAAAGUCUGAAGCGGUUGGACGUUUAAUUUUAAACACUAUGGCGGGAAAAAAAACGAAGAGAGUAUACAAUUGUAAAUGAAUACAGCUUUAAUGUAAUUUUGUAAUUUAUGGCGGCCUCUAGCUAUCAAGGCUAUCAAAAUUUGCAUUAGUUGCCUUGAAAAUGUUAGCAGUCUUAUUACUAUUAUUAUUAUUAUUACUAUCAUUAUUAUUGCCAUCAAAGUGGCAGCUAAUAUUUCAGUUUAAAGUCUCUGGCUGUCGGUUUAAGAAUAUUUGUACAUAUGGCCAGGAAGGUUGAGCUGAAUUGGUCACCCACAUUGGUGUUACUAAUAUUAUUACUAUUGAUAAGAUUAUUUAUAUGAACUUUACACAGGGCACAGAUGGGAGUCUUUUAAAAAAUGAAAAAAGAAGAAAAUGCUGAUUAUGCACCUCAGGGACUUUUUCUAGCUUUUGGAAGCAAUGUAUUGUGACCAUACAUCGCUGUGAUAGACCCUAUUCGGCUCUUCUGAGACUUUCCACCAAAACUCGAAACAGCAUUUUAAAGACCCCCUGUAGGGUUUCUCCGUCUCCGUCACGUCUGUACGGAAUCGCAAAGCUAGAGGAAGACUCCUCUCGUUCCACAAAACGGCUCAUUGGGAUCUAUAAAUGGUACACGAAUCUCCCCAAAGGCUCCUCAAUUAGCACUUUACCUGUGAAAAUAUCAAUGGAACUCAAGCGGGGGGCGGAUGGGUUGCUGAUGUGUUGACUUCUUUGCGUUCGGUAAAGACGUCGCGCCAUUUUUUUUUUUUUUUUUUUUUCCGUGUUAAAAGUUCGCACAAAAGUUACGCUACCGAGCGUUUUUUUUUUUUUUGUUUUCUUACCAUGCCACGAAGACUUCAGUUUUCAAAAUCUCAUUCAAAAUACUCCUCGUGGAGAAUCCUUGCAGAACUGUGAGAUCUAUUUACCAUUACUACUUUAUGACUCUAUUUAUUCCUUAGGUUUUGAGUUUAUUUAUUUAUCUAUCUCUGAACACCAACUGAGUAUCUGAGCCACUCUGAGCUCUGGAAACGUGAAACGUGCAGCUUCUUGUGUGAGGGUUUUUAGGCCGUUUGUCAACGCUCGAAUCCGUUCGCGGUCGUUAACUCGCGUGAAGCAAAAUUUCUGUUAAGUUAUUUCACGGUUCAUUUCAGUAGUAUACUAAUUUAUUAAAUAGUUGCGCAAUAAAAGAAGAAGAAGAAGAAGAAGAAAAAGAGCGGUGUUAAAAAGUUUACUCUAUGUGCCUGUUAAUCCAAGGAGCCAUGGUUGCUGGUCUAAUGUAAAAAGAGAGUUCUUUUCUAAGUGAUAAGCGUUUAAAAAAAUAAAAAAUAAAAAUAAAAAAACCCCAACCUACCUAUUUCCUAAGAUCAGAAUUGCAUUAUUGCCCAUGAUGUUGCCUACAAUAUAGAGAAUUACACUAAAAAAAUUUUCUAAUUUAUGUAGAUUUGAGAGAAUUCUAAUCUCUAUCAUUGACAAACUAUUUUAUUAAAAAAAAAUAAAAAAAAGGCAAUUUUUGUCACAUAUUGAAACAUUUGUAAUAUAUUAAUAUAGUUACACAUAUAGUUAUACUUCUAAACUUUAUUCUGGCCAGAAGUAAAAGAUUUAUUUCUUUUGUAAUGCCUUUUUCAGUUUAAUUAAGCGAAAUUCGAUUGUACUAGAAUGUUUCGGCAGAAAUGAUUGACCACAUGGACUGUGGAUGAUUAGUUUAAAAAAAAAAAAAAAAAACAAAUCUUUUGGAUAAAUUCUGCAUAUAUUAUGCAAAAGUGUAUUAUAUUAUGCAAGACGUAGAAGAACAAAACAACAGCGUUUGGUUGCCCAUGUCUCAAAGCUAAAACGUCCUCGAUGGAGGAACAUGUAGACAUGAUGUACAUACUCCACCUCCCACCCUUCAGUUUCUAUGACUCGUGUCGACGUUCUAAAGCUAUUGCAUGUGAGAUCGAUUCACACUUUCGUCUCAGUAUAUGAUUUGCAAGCGCAAAACUGCACAAUCGGAACCGUAUUUGCUUUUCGCCUUCGUGUGCUGUUCUUGAAACACAACAUUCAUUUCCAUUCUCAAGAGGGCACUGCUUUCUGCAAGUACGCCGUAUUUCCUUGUAAAGACGCAUCACUCCUUAUGAAGAAACGGAAAAACGAUGGGUAUUUAUUAGGCUUAAUUAUUAUUAUUAUUGUAUGUUUUGAUCUACAAGGCUUUUUUUUUUUUUUUUUUUUUAAAAGUGUUUCUUAAUUUGGUCAUUUAUGUUGUACAUAUUUUUUCAGCUUAAAAUGGUACUACAGAGCAAACUGAGCUGCUUUUUUUAAUUUUAUUUUAUUUUUUUAAAUAUAUUUUCACGCUCAACAGGUAAAAGCUGUUCAUUUUCAUUCAAGUCAGUUGACAGUAGUUUGUCAUUUCAAAAUAAAAGUUCAGCUUUUUCUUA